AUGAUAUCGAGAGGGCCCGCCCGGCUUCUUCAAAGGACGGCAACCUCAGCCUCGCCCCGUUCACGACGAAUAAUUCCCCUUCGCCACGCCGCCAUUAGUCCUCGAUCCAUCACGAGCUCAUUAAUACCACUCGAUGCACGACGGUGGGGUCCCUCGCGACAAAUCGCUUCCUUCCACACAUCUUUGUCGCCCAGAGCCCAGUCACCCACUGCGGACGCACUGAUGGAGAAUCUGAACGACCUGUACGCCACGGCGAAGGACGAGUUUGAAAUCGCGGCCGAAGAAACCGAGAAGAAAACGGUAUAUGCCGCUGAUGAUCGGCAGGCGGCACAGGAUGCAUUGAAGAUGCUGCAGGAGGCCUUUGAGAAGGCCGUCAAGGAGAGUGAUCCCGAAGUGGGUAAGGAGAUUCAAAGUCGGGUUGGACAGAGGAUACGGGAGUUGGCGAAUGCCGUUAAAGCAAUGGAGGAGAUGGCUAUAGAGGACUAG
This is a messenger RNA of Rhinocladiella mackenziei CBS 650.93, 486 nucleotides long. RefSeq lists its product as uncharacterized. The coding region runs from base 1 to 486 and encodes 161 amino acids. The record is from RefSeq and is a predicted model, not a curated record. The transcript has a single exon. NCBI's taxonomy places the organism in Eukaryota, Fungi, Ascomycota, Eurotiomycetes, Chaetothyriales, Herpotrichiellaceae.